Messenger RNA from Mya arenaria, 2202 nucleotides. RefSeq lists its product as uncharacterized. The coding region runs from base 167 to 781 and encodes 204 amino acids. The transcript has 6 exons. Lineage: Eukaryota; Metazoa; Mollusca; Bivalvia; Myida; Myidae. The record is from RefSeq and is a predicted model, not a curated record.
UUUGGAUUAAAUCAUUUUUUUUUUAAAUUAUAAUCACAUUAUCUGAACUUGAAAUUAUAAACAAAAAUCAGUAAAGGUCUGCAAAGGUGAUUCUGAUUUAAACCUGUGUACAUGUUUUGGAUUUUUACACAAUCGCAGACUCAAGCACCAGGCAGUAUUUCAGCAAAUGGUAACCAUGACUGCGGCAUCUGGAGUAUUGCUUGUUACUUUUUUGAUUGGUGCCGUUUAUGGAGAAUCGAAAUCAAGUUCCGUAACCAAAAUGGUUGGACAGGAUGUUACAUUAACAUGUCGUAUUCAAAACCUUUCCACAUACCCAACGUGGGUAAAGCAAACCCGCGUGGACCAUGGAGAAGACACAUCUGUAUCAUUAAGUUCAAGGUCACUCAGAAUGUCAACAAGGGAUCAAAAUGACAACAGCAGUCUGCUGCUGAUGAAUCUGACCCUUGAUGACAGCGGGAAUUACACUUGCUCUGUCCCUGGCCAAGGAAAUCAUACCAUUACUUUGACUGUCAUUCAACCCGCAGAAUCAUGGAAACAGGCAGUUGUGGGUUUUGUAGUAACAAUUCUGAGCUUUUUGCCAGGAGUUUUUAGUAUAGUGACAAUCGUUUGCUAUUACAGAGAUUUUAGGCGCAAAGACAAAUCUGGAGAUCGUACAGCAUGCUGGAUCUGCGCCUGCCUGGGAUGGUCGUUUCUCCUGUUUAUUGCAAGUGCUGUUUCGACAUGGUUUUGUUUGACCCGUUCAGGUAGCAAACGGGAACGAACAACAUAUUCAGCCCGAUGAAGCUAUGGAGCUACGUGGUGAUAACCAGAGUUAAACCGCGAGAGACCACAUCCAACACCGAUACUAAGAAACUGCACGUUCAAACUUCUGAAUAACACACACAUUAAAUAUAAAAACUGAAAUAGCAUAUAUGUAUUAACGUUGUUAGAUGACUUAUUCUCACAUCCGAGAUAAGUAGAAAAUGUUUUCACACUGCAUUCAAUGAUUAAUGUUGAACUCUCCUCAGAACUAUUUGAAGAACGAUUUUACUAUUAACAAAUUUUGAAUCACUGCGCGCAUAUCUAUGGAAAUCACAAAUUAUACCAUAUCUAAACGCGAAGUAUUUUCACUACGCAGUACGCUCAAACUGGUUCAAGCGAGAGAAAAAACAUUUUAGUUUUAUUUUGUUUAACUGAGGUGGGAGAAAAAGGAUCUACCACGGCCGCUCGUGUAAGAUUCGUUUCCGCAAAUUAUCCUUCGCUACGCUCGGGCUGGGAUGAACCUAAGUCCUUAACGAAUUAGGAGAGUAUGAUUUUUGAUUGUUUACGUUAACAUUUAAGUUAUUUAAAAUCAAUAUAUACACAUGUAUAACAAGCAUAAUUUUUGAGUGAUACACCUUUUCCUACUUCCUUGAUAAUGCAUUUAUGGAAAAUAUUAAUUAUGAUUAAAUUUUAAUAUGAAUGUAACCGUGUAUUGAAUAGUUAAAAAAGCAAAAAUAUUAAAUGAUUGGUGAGUGCUAAAAAAUUACUGCAAUCUUCUAUUGUCUAAUAAGGUAGAAAUACCGUGUUUUCUGCACCUUUGUUUCAUAUUAAACUCUGUAUCCUUCAUAAAAACAUUGUUUUCGACAUUUAUUCAUCCACGACGUGCCUGUUUUCGGAUGUCCAUUGUUUUUCAAAUGCAUUGGUGUACUAUAUUUUUGUAAUAUUUAUCCGCGCCACCUCAUCAAAAUUUAUUUAGCACUGUCAAUGUACUAACUCAACUAUCACAUGUUUUGAUUCAUAGUAAUAAUAUUCCUUUCACCAUCAGAGUUGUUUUGAAACAAAGUCUGUGUCUGAUUAGUACAGAUACAUAUACCGACCCUAUUUUGAAUUGACAAACCAAGAAAAUGGUAAUUUGGAAAACUACGCAAAAACUGCGCAAGAUACAUGUGUCGUAAGCGAUGUGAUACAUCAGUUGGUAAGAUUCAAAGCGUUGUACACAACGUUAUCAAUUUGAUAUAAAGCUUUUGACAAUACAAUGUAUUCAUUUUUGUUGCAACUGUAUCAUCUGGUGUCUAGGACGCUUUAAAGAAAGCAUGUACAGUGCAAGACUAAUGCAUUCUGUGAUCAGCCUUAAAGUGUGUGAUAUUGUUAAGUUUUUAAGUCUGUUUAAGUCAAAUUAAGUGUUAAUAUGUGGUUUUACUGUUUACUGCUAAGAUUUGUGUUUAUCGUGAUCCAACCUGA